Molecule: messenger RNA, 739 nt
Organism: Salvelinus sp. IW2-2015
Lineage: Eukaryota; Metazoa; Chordata; Actinopteri; Salmoniformes; Salmonidae
Product: histone-lysine N-methyltransferase 2B-like
Biological process (GO): positive regulation of DNA-templated transcription
Cellular component (GO): histone methyltransferase complex
Molecular function (GO): histone H3K4 methyltransferase activity
Source: RefSeq, a predicted model, not a curated record
GGCUGACUAAUACUUUUUGCCCCACUGUAUGUGUAAUAGUGCGGUAUGAACAGUAUGUCUGUAUAAUGAUGACUGAUGAUACUUCUUAUACCUGUACAAUGUAAACAAGUGUGCCUGAUUUGAAAAUAGCCUGUGGUAUUUCCAUCCCGUCAGGUGCUGUAUCGUGCUCAGAUGAUGAGCUGAUGCCCUCAGACGAUGAGUGUCCCCCAGCCGAGACCAGCCCCACCUCCGCUUCGAGAUCAAAAGCGAUGACGGCUUCAGUGUGGAGGCAGACAGCGUAGAGGAGGCCUGGAGAGCAGUGAUCGACUGUGUCCAGGAGGCGCGGGCGGGGGCCAGGCUUAGGCAGCUGUCCUUCUCUGGGAUGACAGGUGCCGUAUGCUGGGCCUGCUCCACGACACAGUGGUCUUCCUGGUGGAGCAGCUCCAGGGGGCCGCCGCUGCCAUAGCCACGUCUUCCGCUUCUUUCAACAGAUCAACCAAGGAGGACCUGCCUGUCAACCCCUCUGGAUGCGCCCGCUCUGAGGUCUACCUCAGGAAGACCACCUUCGACAUGUUCAACUUCCUGGCUUCCCAACACCGCCAGCUGCCUGACAUCAACCCCUACGAUGAGGAAGAGGAUGAAGUCCCACUCAAAUCCACAAGGUCAGAUUACAGAGUUAUUGUAUGCCGGCCAUCGCAAAGGAAGCCAGCUAAAUGCUAGAAUCUUAAAAAAGGAAGCUUUGGCUUAAAUACUGCAGGAG